This is a messenger RNA of Calypte anna (Anna's hummingbird), 1123 nucleotides long. RefSeq names its product carbohydrate sulfotransferase 11 (gene CHST11). Gene Ontology annotation, cellular component: membrane. Bases 1 to 1053 code for a protein of 350 amino acids. The record is from RefSeq and is a predicted model, not a curated record. Lineage: Eukaryota; Metazoa; Chordata; Aves; Apodiformes; Trochilidae. Gene Ontology annotation, molecular function: sulfotransferase activity. The transcript has 3 exons. Gene Ontology annotation, biological process: carbohydrate biosynthetic process; proteoglycan biosynthetic process.
AUGAAGCCGGCGGUGCUGGAAGUAAUGAGGAUGAACCGGGUGUGCAGGAUGGUCCUGGUCACUUCCGUGGGCUCCUUCAUCCUCGUCAUCUUCUAUUUCCAAAGUAUGUUGCACCCAGUAAUGCGUAGAAAUCCAUUUGGGAUGGACAUUUGCUGCCGCAAAGGAUCCAGAAGCCCACUCCAGGAACUGUAUAAUCCCACCCAGUUGUCCAACACAGCAAUUCUUCAUCAGAUUAGACGAGACCAAGUGACAGACACGUGCCGAGCAAACAGCGUGUCCAGCAGGAAGCGCCGCGUGCUAACGCCCAAUGAUCUCAAACACCUGGUUGUGGAUGAAGAUCACGAGAUGAUCUAUUGCUAUGUUCCCAAAGUGGCCUGCACAAACUGGAAGAGAGUCAUGAUGGUUUUGACAGGGAGAGGCAAAUACAGUGAUCCAAUGGAAAUCCCAGCCAACGAAGCCCACGUGUCUUCGAACUUGAAGACCCUCAACCAGUACAGCAUCCCAGAGAUCAACCACCGCUUGAAAAACUACAUGAAGUUCCUCUUUGUUCGCGAGCCUUUCGAGAGACUGGUGUCAGCCUACAGGAACAAGUUCACCCAGAAGUACAACACUUCCUUCCACAAGCGCUACGGCACCAAAAUCGUCAGGCGCCAGAGGAAAAACGCCACCCAGGAAGCGCUGCGUAAAGGCGACGACGUCAAGUUUGAGGAGUUUGUGGCCUAUCUCAUCGACCCCCACACCCAAAGAGAAGAGCCAUUCAACGAGCACUGGCAGACUGUGUACUCCCUCUGCCACCCUUGCCACAUCCACUACGACCUCGUAGGGAAAUACGAAACGCUCGAAGAGGAUUCCAAUUACAUUCUCCAGCUAGCGGGAGUCGGCAACUACCUGAAGUUCCCCACCUAUGCAAAGUCUACGAGAACUACUGAUGAAAUGACCACAGAGUUCUUCCAGAACAUCAGCUCCGAGCACCAAACGCAGCUGUAUGAAGUCUACAAACUUGAUUUUUUAAUGUUCAAUUACUCAGUGCCAAGCUACCUGAAAUUGGAAUGAGGGAUGGGUCGGGGGGAGCGAGGGGAGAGAAAGCCUGUUUUAUUUAAGAUUUUUAUUUGUCAUAAUAAAU